AUGGUGAAUGCGCAAAGGAAAGAUUGGUCUAAGAAAUUAGACGACGCAUUUUGUGCGUAUAGGACUGCUUAUAAGAGACCCAUAGCGACUUCUCCCUAUUACAUCAUAUUUGGGAAAACAUGUCAUGUUCCGGCAGAAUUAGAAAACAAAGCUUAUUGGGCGAUUAAGAAGUUGAACUUGGACCCUGAGCUAGCCGAUAGAAAGAGAGUGGAUAAUAUGCAUGAACUUGAGGAGUUUAAACGUCACGCGUAUGAGAAUUUCAAGCUGUAUAAAGAGAAGACGAAGAGGUGGCAUAACAAGCACAUAGUAACUCGUACCUUCAAUCUGGGAGAGAAGGUACUACUCUUUAACUCUAGAAUUAGGUCAUUCCCAUUAAAACUAAGGACGAAAUGGAGUGGACCUUUUGAAGUGGUAAGAAUGACACCAGACGGGGCUGUGGAACUAAAAGGAUAG
This is a messenger RNA of Solanum lycopersicum (tomato), 453 nucleotides long. RefSeq lists its product as uncharacterized. The record is from RefSeq and is a predicted model, not a curated record. Gene Ontology annotation, molecular function: nucleic acid binding. NCBI's taxonomy places the organism in Eukaryota, Viridiplantae, Streptophyta, Magnoliopsida, Solanales, Solanaceae.